AUGCCGCCGAAGGCUAGGAGGGGCGCCGCGGCGGCGGGGAGGAAGGGGCCAGGGACGAGGGGCAGGCUGGUGAAGGCGCAGGCGGCCGUGGAGGAGGUGCCCGCCGAGGAGGUUAAGGCUGCGGAGGAGGCCCCGAAGGUGGAGGAGCAGAAGCGCCAGCCGUCACCGCCACUGCAGCAGCCGGCCGCGGAGGAGAAGGCCUCGUCCGACGCUGCAGCGAACGGCGCGAGCCACGGUGAAGAUGAGGGAACUACAAAAGAAACAUAUGAAGAGGAUAAAGGUGAACGAUUGGAAUUUGAAGAUGAACCAGAAUAUGAAGAGGAGGCUGCUGUGGACUACGAUGAGAAGGACUUGGAGCAAUAUGAAGAGCAAUACGAGGAUGGUGAUGAAGUGGUGGAAUAUACUGAAGAUGUGAUUGAAGAGGAGACGGAUAUGGUAGACGAGGAAUUGGAUGGUGGGGACGAUGGGGAGGGUGAAGGAUAUGAAAAUGCCGAAGAAGAGCAUAAUGUGGAUGUGGAGGAUGAAGAGCAUCAUGAAAUGGUGAAAGAGCAUCGCAAGCGGAAGGAGUUUGAAGUUUUUGUUGGUGGGCUUGAUAAAGAUGCAACAGAAAGCGAUCUUAGGAAGGUUUUUGGUGAAGUUGGCGAGAUCACUGAAGUUCGUUUGAUGAUGAACCCUGUUACAAAGAAAAAUAAAGGCUUUGCCUUUCUGCGAUAUGCGACUGUAGAACAAGCAAGGCGGGCGGUGUCAGAGCUAAAGAAUCCUUCGGUGAGAGGCAAACAAUGUGGUGUUGCUCCUAGUCAUGACAACGAUACUCUUUUUGUGGGCAAUAUCUGCAAGACAUGGACUAAAGAACAUCUGAAGGAGAAACUCAAGAGUUACGGUGUUGAGAAUUUUGAUGAUCUACUAUUAGUUGAGGACAGCAAUAAUCCAGGAAUGAAUCGUGGGUAUGCUUUACUUGAGUUUUCUACUCGCCCUGAAGCAAUGGAUGCUUUUAGGCGAUUGCAGAAGAGGGAUGUAGUUUUUGGAGUUGAUCGUAGUGCAAAGGUUUCCUUUGCUGAUUCCUACCCCGAAGUUGACGAUGAAAUAAUGGCACAGGUUAGAACUGUAUUUAUUGAUGGCCUUCCUCCCUCAUGGGAUGAAGAUCGUGUCAAGAAGUACCUUAAAAAAUAUGGAGCUAUUGAGAAAGUUGAACUAGCCCGAAAUAUGCCAGCAGCCAAGAGAAAGGAUUUUGGGUUUGUUACUUUUGAUACACAUGAUAAUGCUGUUGCAUGUGCUGAUGGGAUAACUAAUUCUGAGAUUGGUGAAGGUGACAGCAAGGCAAAAGUGAGAGCCAGAUUGUCGAGACCAUUGCAGAGACCUCCUAGAAUGAAGCAUGGAUUAAGAGGAAAUUUUAGGGUUGGGCAGGGUGCUCCUCGAGGUGGACGUUUUGCAUAUGAUCGUCCUCCUCCACUUCGCCGGCCUCCACCUCGUCUUUUAAGACCCGAUGUUAGUCGCUUACCACCACCGGUCAGGAGCCGCCCACUGAAGAGGCCAGUAGAUAUUAGAGAUAGGCGCCCUGUUAUGUCAAUACCAGAUAGAGUUAGGCGUUUGCCUCCACCCGAGAGAUCAUAUGACAGAAGGCCCCCAGCUCCUGUGUACCCAAAGAGAAGCCCAAGGAGAGAAUAUGGAAGGCGUGAUGAACUUCCUCCGCCAAGAAGCAGAGCUACCUUUGGUGACUAUAGUUCAAGAGUUCCAGUGGAUAGACGCCCCUAUAGGGAUGAUUAUUCACCCCGGGGGUCAGCCUAUUCGGACCUAGGUCCUCGUAGUGCUCCCCGCCUUUCUGAUAGGCGAGCAUAUAUUGAUGAUGGUUAUGGAGGGAAGAUUGACCGUCCUUUACCAACAUAUAGGGAGGGCCGUGGUCGUGAUUAUGAUACAAUGUCUGGUUCAAAACGCUCAUAUGCUGAGAUGGAUGAUGUGCCACCUCGAUAUCAUGACAUUAGUGUUCGUCAGUCUAAGGCACGCUUAGACUAUGAUGUUGGUGGCAGCAGUGCCCGGUAUGCAGAUACAUAUAGCGAGAGGCUUGGACGAUCACAUGCGGGAUACAGUGGUGGCAGAUCUGUCUCUGGUCAUGAUCCAGUGUACAGUAGUGGUCGGCAUGGCAUGAGUUAUGGAGGUUCCGCAAGCAGUAAUGAUGCUGGUGGAAUGUACUCAUCAAAUUUCAGUGGUAGCUACAUGUCUCGUGGGUCUGAUGUUGGUGGAAGUUCAUAUUCAUCACUUUACUCAGGGCGUAAUGUAGGUAGCAGCAGUGGCUACUAUGGCGGUAGUGGUUCUAGUUCAUAUUACUGAGAGAAGGCAAAUGCUUCCCCUUCUAUCAAACAAGGAACACCCUCCGUGAUCAACCAUGAAUUGUUUUGAUGGUACAGAUUUUGCAUCAUAUCGUCUAUGGAACACACAUGGCACCGUAGGAGGUUGGUGUAGGCCCCGGAUUGUAUGGAGCUCCUUAAUUUAAGGCCUACGGACCUGGACAAGAAGUGGCAAUUGUGUGUGGUGCUCCUGAAUUAGACAUGAUCAAAGAAGUCAGAAACACCAAGUUGGUUAAAGCAAUAGUCUUGUGGAUGUUCUGGCUAGUUUCUUUAAUGUAAGGCUUUGCUUUAUUUGGUCAAGAAUUGUGAACAUAAUCGCCAGCUAUGGUAUCUUGGCAUGUUUACUUCCAGUGUUUCUAAACAUUUUUGAGAGAUAUGGAGUGUUUCAGUAAAAUAGUAUUAUGAGGUAGUUCCCUGAAAUACAUGGUGCCUUGAAGAUCUCUUGUGAUGUGCUGGCUGAAGAUCAGACUUACAAAUGAAGCCUUAGAAGGGGGCGCUUUGUGUAAGGCUGUUACUUCUGAAACAUUUGGCAUCUGCUCUCUAGUGGUUUGGUAAUUUGCUGUGCCAAAAGAUGAUUGGUCAGACUGAAACUCUGGACUAGUUAUUUGGUAACUGCUGAAAAAUUGGAUUUGUUGGUUGCUGAAAUUGGGAGAAACCAUUUAUAUGGCUCAAAGUAGUUCUUUCACCAAGCGAUUACCUAGGCCUUGCCAUAAUAAGUUUAAGAUAACAGAACCUGCAGUUACAGAACUAUGAUUAUGGUCUUGGAUUGCCGCUGUUGAUUAGCAGCAGCAUAGAAUUCAGGGCACCCAGGUAUAUCUAACAAGCAAUGCCAUCAUUGAGCACAACAUUUCACUUGCUACUCGUUUCUGUAAUUUCUGUCAAGUGCUGCAUGGAGCAUGGAUAAUAUAUCUUUGGGAAAGAAGUGGUAAUUGGACAAUUGCAAACUUUGAAGAAAUUUGCAGGAAGCAUGAAGCAUGAUGCACUGACUAAAUAAGUUUCAGAAAAAAAUAAAUAUGGUUUUGCUAUGACACCUAUGUUUGAUUUACCAUCAUGAUAACAUGAUAGUUAUGGUAUAUUUGGGCCCUUUAUCCCAUUAGAUGGAGAUAUAUUUGGGCCAAAUUUCUUACAACCAAAUUUAUUUUGUAACAAUUUUUUGUAAAUAGACAAUUUUACCAAGAUAUUAACGCAUUAGGGAACAAGUUCUCUGUUGAUAGCUA
Molecule: messenger RNA, 3559 nt
Organism: Oryza sativa Japonica Group (Japanese rice)
Lineage: Eukaryota; Viridiplantae; Streptophyta; Magnoliopsida; Poales; Poaceae
Cellular component (GO): nucleus
Molecular function (GO): mRNA binding
Source: RefSeq, a predicted model, not a curated record